AUGGCUGCCAUUGCGAAGAUUGUCUUCCCAUCACCCCCACCUACGACAAACGCGCUCACAUCGCAGCAGCGUACACAACUCCUGCGCUCAACCAAAAAGUUGGGACGCGUCCUUGGUAUUACACCUCAACUUAUUGAUAUUUAUCCAUAUUAUACCCCCGCCGAAUCCGCAGAGUGGUUAGACGACAACGACUUCUAUCGUCCGAAACGUCGAGGUUCUGUGGAUUCCAUAUCAUCCAGCUCGAGCUUGAGCACUCGGUCUAGAUGGAGCAGCCGAUCCUCGUCACGCCAGCAGUCUCGAACUUCUUCCCCUGCUUCACGCUCCUUGCGAUCUUCGUUAUCGGAUUCCUCAACUUGCACCGAAGAUAUCUUACUCAACAGCGAUGCCAAACCACUUCUUCGUCUCGCCAUGACUUCCCCCUCCUUCGACGCUACAACAGCGGAAUAUAUCGUUUCGCCUACCUCAUCCGAUGAUGGGGUAGAUACCGCAGAAAAUCUACGUCACACCAUACGACCAACUCGCCCCGAAACCAAGCGAGAUUCUUCUCUGGCUGUUCCUUCGUUUCACAUCCCUUCAAACAAUAGCUUACGCCUAGCGAAAAUGGACAGAAUUCGAAAGAAGCUUGGAGAGAAUAUUCCAAUCCACUUGGUAUUCCCUAACGAAGGAGAGACAAAUGUGAUAGAGUCUGCGUACUCUAGGGAUCAACCUUCUGGUCCUACGGUGACAAUCCAUUGGAGACCUCUCCCACCAUUGCCUGUUGAGGAUGAUUCAUCUUCUCAGUCCUCGACCGCAUUUUCUUCCCAUACACGUACUAGAUUGUCCAAUGCGCGAGAUUCCCUCCUCAUUCAAUCUUCUCGCAGAGCUCACAAAAUCAAACGCAAACCCGUUCCAAAACUUGAUUUGGUAGAAUUGGAACCCACCGGUCUUUUUCUUGAUGCGGAAAGCCUGACGCGUCGGGAGAAAGAAAGAUUGAGCUUGAUUCUUGAGCUGCCUCAUGAACAUGAGGACGAGGCGGUCAUGGAUCUUGAUUCUGAUAGUCGUAGUCAGAACUCAACGUGGUUCAGUGAUGGAGGGGAAGACGACAUUUCGUUUCAAAAUUGGUACCAGAACUUCUUGAAGCACGAAGGUGCAAGUUCCCAUUAA
This is a messenger RNA of Lentinula edodes (shiitake mushroom), 1143 nucleotides long. RefSeq lists its product as uncharacterized. Bases 1 to 1143 code for a protein of 380 amino acids. Lineage: Eukaryota; Fungi; Basidiomycota; Agaricomycetes; Agaricales; Omphalotaceae. The record is from RefSeq and is a predicted model, not a curated record. The transcript is spliced from 2 exons.